Messenger RNA from Spea bombifrons (plains spadefoot toad), 930 nucleotides. RefSeq names its product proline rich and Gla domain 1 (gene PRRG1). The record is from RefSeq and is a predicted model, not a curated record. Gene Ontology annotation, cellular component: extracellular region. The transcript is spliced from 4 exons. The coding region runs from base 145 to 840 and encodes 231 amino acids. NCBI's taxonomy places the organism in Eukaryota, Metazoa, Chordata, Amphibia, Anura, Pelobatidae. Gene Ontology annotation, molecular function: calcium ion binding.
CCUCCCAGUAGUAUAUUCCAGGAUUCUUCAAAUGGACGGAGCAGCGGCACCGAAUAGAGGAGGAAAAUUGGAUUGAAGCGGGAUCCGUUAGCUGGUAUCACGGAGCCUCACCCAGGCUUCUUAUUCUGAUUCCAGUUUGAGCCCAUGGAGAACAUGAGUGGCGUGUUCUUGACAGAGAAUGAUGCCAAUUCCAUCUUAAAGCGAUACCCAAGAGCCAACGGUUUUCUUGAAGAGAUAAAGCAAGGGAACAUUGAACGUGAAUGCAGAGAAGAGUUGUGCAGCUACGAGGAGGCAAGGGAGGCAUUUGAAAAUGAUGAGAAGACUGAUGCGUUCUGGAAAGAGUAUACCAAAAGCCACCAGGGAGACGUCAACUCUGACAGCAACUGGUAUCCAUUUUAUUUGGCCUUCCCAUUGAUCAUAGUUUUUUUUGUCAUCCUCGUCAUUCUUUUUCUGGUGUGGAGGUGCGUUUCUAAAAAGAAGGCAAGUAGGCAGACGGCUUAUGCACCCAGAGGAGUUCGGGAAAAUGUCGCUGAGGCGGGGAUCGAUCCCUAUGGAGCAAGAAGCCAUCAUUCACAAUAUCAUGGCUCUGCCAUGUGUUCUCUGGAGGAUGCUGUCGACCGGGGAGGGCAUCCUUCGGGUUUUGUGGAUUAUGAUGUACAUUCUGAUACUCUGUCUGCUGGCUUAUCAAACUCUGAUCCUCCCCCUUCCUAUGAGGAAGCAACAGGAGAGAGGUGUGUAACAAUAAGCGGACCUCCCCAAAAUCCCUCUGAGCCACCUCCACAUUAUGAAGAUAUAGUUUCCUCUGCUGUCACAAUACCUCAAGUCUCCACUGUCAAGUAACUUUGAUUUUUUUUUUUUUUUUUAUUAUUGCUUAUUGAAGCAUUUUAAACCACAAUGUUUUUGCCUUUUGGACAUUUUACUUUAACUUUC